AAAGGAUAUAGAUAAGUUAUUACUAUUUGCAUACAAAAAGAGAUUUAAUUCAAUAUUAAUUCUGUAUAAAAAUUACUCUAUCUAAAACUUAAAAUAAGAAUGGGAAACGAGUGUUCAAACUGUGUGAAUGAAAGAGUGGAUAAAAAGAAGUAAUGGGAUUAUGAUAAUCAAUUUUAGGAAAACAAUCAAAAUUUUAGAUAAUAAUAUAAUAACAGUGAUACAUAUACUCCAUAUUAAUAAAAUGUUCAUAAUUAAAUAGGAGAUAUUCAAUAUAAUAAUGGUAAUUAAAUUUUUAAUAAGAGCUAGAAUAAUAGGCCAUAUGUUAAUCCUCAGAAUUAGAAUAUGCUUGAAAAUGGUACUCCUUAUAAUAAUCCAAAUUAAUCCUAGUAAAAUAUGAAUCGGUAUAGUUAAAAUAUUCAAAAUUAUUAGCAUAAUUAAAAAAGUGAUUUUGAAAAAAAUGGUUUCCAAGGAGCUUAUAAAUAAAAUAGCGUUAAUAGUACUAUUGAUAUAAAUAAUGGCUAUUUACAUUCAAAUAUUUCUAAUCAAUAAAUUAACAGCUCAACAAAUAUAUCUAAGCCUACUAACUAAUCAUUUGGAGGAUAAUUAAUUUAAGAAAAGUCUAUUGAAAAAAGUUAUGAUUAAUCAAUACAACCUUUUGAUUAACUGAUAGAAAGAGAGCCUAUCGAGUUAGAAAAUGAUGGUAUUUAUUAAGGUUAGUGGAGAGGAGAUUUAAGAGAAGGAUUUGGUAAAUAAAAAUGGAAAAAUGGAGCUUACUAUGAAGGAUUCUGGAAAUAAGAUAAUGCAGAUGGGAAAGGAAUAUUUAUACAUCCUAAUGGAGAUAAAUACGAAGGUGAAUGGAAAGAUAACAAGGCUAAUGGAAAAGGUAAAUAUACUCAUGUAGAUGGUUCAAUUUACGAUGGUGAAUGGAAAAAUGAUUAUAAAGACGGAUACGGAAUAGAAACUUGGGCUAAUAAAUCUAGAUAUGAAGGCUAUUAUUCAAAAGGGAAAAAGCAUGGUAUAGGGAGAUUCUAUUGGUAUAACGGUUCAUCUUAUGAUGGAAACUGGUCCAUGGAUUAGCUAAACGGCUUUGGAGUUUAUACUUGGAAAGAUGGGAGAAUUUAUAAAGGUUAUUGGAAAGAUAAUUUCAUGCAUGGAAGAGGUAAAUACUCCUGGGCAGAUGGUAGAUAUUAUGAUGGUGAAUAUCAAAAUGAUAAGAAGCAUGGAUUUGGAGUUUAUGUUUGGAUAGAUCAAAAAAGAUAUGAGGGGUUUUGGUAUAAAGGUAAAUAACAUGGUAAAGGAAAAUUCGUAUAUCCUUCUGGUUAAAUUAAGUAUGUUUUAUACAAUCAUGGCAAACAAAAGCAAUUAACAAUAGAAGAAUAUAAUUAGAUUAGUGAUGAUAUUUCAGAAGGUGAAUUGUAGUUUUAUUUUAACUAGCAAGAUGGAGAAAAAAGUAAUCACGAUGUUUCAAUAAACUAGGCAGAAAGUAUGUAAGUUAGUACUUAAUUUAAAUAGAGUGAUUGGGAAACAAGAAGACCAGAAUUAGUUUAAGUUUCUGAAAAUGCUAGUUAAAAUAAUUACUUUAAGAAUAAUGGAAAAAUGAUAUAAAACUAGUAAGAAAAAGUAUUAUAGCAUAACUAAAGUUAAAAUGAAUUAAACUAAAGAAAAGAUCCUAUUUAAUAAGAGAAAUAGAUAAAUUAAAGUAAUAGUCAAAGAUAGCUUGAUUUAUAGAGCUAUUAGUAAAAUGGCUUAAAAUAAAAUUUUUCAACUCAAAAUUUAAACAACAUACAAUAAAUUCAGUAAAUUGAAUUUAGCAACGAACAAAAACGUUAAUCUUAUCAAGUAGAGCAGCAAUAAGAGUAAUUAAUAGCAAAAAAUGCUGUAAAUUAGAAUUAAUAAAUAUAAAAUUAAUAUAACUAGCAUAAUUAAUAAUAAAAUGCUUUUACUUAUGAAAAUGGACUUUCAAAAAAUUAAUCAACUUAAGAUAAUUAAGACAGUUCUCUAAAGGUGCCUGUCAUAAAAAAUGUAGAAUCCUAAAUGCAAAUGGCAACUGAAUCUAGUUAGCAAUUAGGAAUGUAUUAAGAUUAUUAGUAAAACAACCCAUAAAUAUUGAGAUCUUCAUAUAGAAGCUAAUCUUAAAAAAAGAAAAAUAAUAAUGACCCCUUAAUUGCUUCAGGUAAAGUUAUUUUACCUGCUAGCUAGCAGCAGCAACUUUAAAGCAAGAUUUAAGGAUCUAACAAAUCUCCAGAAAGAAUUUAUGAAUAAAGGUAACAAUAUUGA
This is a messenger RNA of Tetrahymena thermophila SB210, 2277 nucleotides long. Its product is annotated as MORN motif protein. The record is from RefSeq and is a predicted model, not a curated record. Lineage: Eukaryota; Ciliophora; Oligohymenophorea; Hymenostomatida; Tetrahymenidae. The transcript has 11 exons.